AUGGCCCCAAAAUCUAACAAGAACCAAGAAAACAUCAACUCAAAAUUAGCUUUGACUAUCAAGUCAGGUAAAUAUACCUUGGGUUACAAAUCAGUUGUCAAAUCUUUAAGAACUGGUAAAGCUAAAUUGGUUAUCAUUGCUGCUAACACCCCAGUCUUGAGAAAAUCUGAAUUGGAAUAUUACGCUAUGUUGUCCAAGACCCCAGUUUACUACUUCCAAGGUGGUAACAACGAAUUGGGUACCGUUUGUGGUAAAUUAUUCAGAGUUGGUACUUUGUCCAUUUUGGAUGCUGGUGACUCCGAUAUCCUUUCUUCUAUCUAA
This is a messenger RNA of Candida dubliniensis CD36, 321 nucleotides long. RefSeq names its product 60S ribosomal protein eL30 (gene RPL30). Bases 1 to 321 code for a protein of 106 amino acids. The record is from RefSeq and is a predicted model, not a curated record. The transcript is spliced from 2 exons. Gene Ontology annotation, molecular function: RNA binding; structural constituent of ribosome. NCBI's taxonomy places the organism in Eukaryota, Fungi, Ascomycota, Pichiomycetes, Serinales, Debaryomycetaceae. Gene Ontology annotation, cellular component: cytosolic large ribosomal subunit.